Rana temporaria (common frog) is the source of this 3035-nucleotide messenger RNA. Its product is annotated as butyrophilin-like protein 8. The transcript is spliced from 6 exons. The coding region runs from base 16 to 828 and encodes 270 amino acids. The record is from RefSeq and is a predicted model, not a curated record. Lineage: Eukaryota; Metazoa; Chordata; Amphibia; Anura; Ranidae.
GGGGGACGGGGGAGGAUGCUCUUCGGCAUCACCAGCACUGGACGAGGACGAGAGCAGAACACAUACGGAGGAGAAGUCACUUCACAAUCUACUAUGGCGUUCAAAUCACAGGUUACAAUAGUAAUGUGCACACUAUUGCUGCCUGUGUCCUGCUUGGAUGAGACUGAAGUGGUGGCUUCCCUCUAUGGAACUGUCACCCUCCGGUGUUGGUUUCCCUUUAUACAAGGACGGGAAGGUCUGUCGGUGGUCUGGGAGAAGAAUGAUAAGGAUGGGAGAAGAUCGAUCGCACACAAGUUUAUAGAUGGCCAGGAUAAUCUCAAAGAUCAAGAUAUAAACUACACGGGACGCACAGAAUUGUCUGGGGAUUUCUCUCAGGGAAGGGUGGACCUGACACUGAGAGAGGUCACCUUCAAUGACGAAGGAACUUAUUACUGCAGAGCAGCCAAUAGAAGAGGCCAUUGGGACAAGAAGGUGGACCUAACCAUAGGCAAUUUAAAUGCAGAGGAGUCAACAGUUACUGUCAUUCACAUUGAUGGGAAGAAGCGUCUGAAGUGUAUCGCUAUCGGCGUGUUCAGGAAUCCCUGGGUCAAGUGGUAUGAUGAGAAGGGCUUCCAUCUGUCCGAACAUGGAACGCGUAACAUAACCGACAUCCGUAAUGGCCGUAAGAUGGUGGAGUCUGUGCUGAACUUGGAUGUGGAAACAAAUAAAUCAUACUUUUGUCUGCUGAGAGAGGGGAGACUGAAGAGGACCGCCCGAGCUGUGCUAUCAGAUCCAAGGUGGAGAAGAACUUGUCCAAGGGCCGUUAAGGAUUCCUCGACCUUGACCUAGACUGCCAUCGUUUUUUCGCAUCAGGAUGACAGGAGUGGCCGAUGGACUGCAGCUUUCCUUGAUCACUCCACUCUGAAGCAUGUUGCAGAAUAACGCCUUGACCUCUUGGUACAAUGAUGUGGGAAUGCGAUGGUACCGUAUCCCCCAUGAGUAUGGGGUAAAAGAUGGUUUAGUUGAACCCAUAGUCCUCUGGACUGGUGACAAACAUUAGCAGGUGUUUUUCCAGCAGUUGAUGAAACAAUCUUUGUUGGGGUAGAGAAAAUUCUUUAAAGGGGAUAUCCAGCUCCUCUAGUAGGGACCUGAUAUAAUGGCAAAGCACUGCAUGGAGAUCAGCCAAGAUGGGGUGUCUGUGCAGCGAUAUUGGCAUAGUAUCCAGGUUGACGAGUUGCACCAAGACUCUUCCCCAAUGGACCUUGGAUAGGGUACGGCCCACCAACCACUCCCCUGAUGUCAUGGGAUGCUUUUGAUGUUCUACCAUAAACGUGGCCCCCUGUCAUUUCUUGUGGGCCCCAAAGGGAAGUUACCAGACCACCUCUUGCAUGUGUGCCAAGAGUAACUUUUGCUUGGGGGUGUACGGACCACUCCUGCUUUCUCCAGUUGCUUCUUGCUUGUCCUGCACUGGGCCUUAUAAGCCUGGAGCACUCAGAGCCACACAGUUCAGACCACAGCCAAGCACCCCGAAUAUUCAUAUUUAGCCAAGGCAAGGUAAGUCCUGGUCUUUCAAGACAUUCAUGACCACCGCAACAGGCGCUGCUGGGUCUUGGUUCACCUCUACCCCUAACCACUCCACCACCUGGUCUUCAAUUUGAAUCCUCACCCAGGUGACGCCAUCGACCAGGAUAGAUAGAUUAUUGUCCACUCUGAGGGACAGCCAGCAAGAGUCUAACUUUUCUCGUGCUUCAAACUUCUGCACAUAGAAAUUGUACUUCAUAACCAUGACUUCUGACCUUGAGUCAAUCAGGCAUGGGACUUCUUGCCUGUUAACUAAGGCAGCCACAACUUGGUCUGGUGCAACCAUGUCCUCUGACUUGCUGGGUUGUUGGUCCCAGAGUUGUCCCUCUGCCCCAGGAGUCAGUUUUUUUUAAGAUAACUUGGAAGGGUUUCUGAAUCCAGACCGCCCACAGUAAUAUGUCUAUAGUGGCCCCACCUCCAGCAUUUUCGGUCUUCUUCGAGGUCCCUGCGCAGUGGGUUCUUGCUUCGAUGGGGUUGUGGUAAGUCCUUCUUAGAGGAUUCUACCUCCUGUUUGAAGGUGGCCAGAUCCUGAACUAGCUUUGCCAGUUGGUUUCCAUAGCUGAAAGGGGUGAAGCUGCCAGGGCCUUCUCUUUGAAGUAUGCAGGUCCAAAUUCCUUGGUCACUGCCACCUUUGCAUUAGUCUUCCUAUUUCAAUGCAACCGCAUCCACUACCACAUUAUAGAAGGAGGUGGUGGGUUGUGCCUUAACUUUCACUUGCAAAGCUCUCUGGACUGAGCCAGCCUUCAGGCCAGCUAUGAACUGAUUCCUCGAUAUAUGAUCUGAGUCACUGAUGUCAGCGCUCACACCCACAUCCCUCUUCUCCAGGUGCCCACAGAGGUUCUGCAUGGCUACUGCAUAAUUGGCAAGGUUCUUGUCGUCCUGCUGUUAUCUUAAGAAGAACCUUCACCUCAGCCCUGGAAGCGGUAUCUUUUCUCAAAACAGGCCCUCCAAAUGUGAUACAAUCUGUUCUACAGUAGCUCACUUGUCCUUUGGCAGUUCCAUCAUCAUGUGGCGGGCAUCAUCCUCUAAGGCAUUAAUAGCCAGCUCCGCCACCAACCGGGCCAGGACCUGGUACAGGUGCGCGGUACUCCCCAGUCUAUCCUCCCACUCUGCCAAGGAGAUGUUACUUUGGUACUUCCGUAAUAGUCUAAGGCCAAUGCUAGCGGAGCCAUGCUGGAGCACAUUUUUUUUUUAUUUUUUUUUUAAAUAGGGUGGUGAAUGGUAGGUUUUAUUGUUGCUGGGUGCCUGCAGGGAGAUUUUCCCUUUUUUAUUGUCUUGGAGUCACCAUAGUAAAUAAUGAAAUAUCAGCAGAGUGCAAACAUCAAUAAAAACCUGGCAAUAGGAGUUCUAUUUUGUUUAUAUCUACAUAGGUCUAUAUUAAGUUAUAUUUUGUAAGAACUUUGAAUAUUAUGGGCCAGAUUCACAAAAGAGAUACGCCGUCGUAUCUCUGUUUCUAUCUAUGCGACUGAUUCAUA